Molecule: messenger RNA, 3569 nt
Organism: Monomorium pharaonis (pharaoh ant)
Lineage: Eukaryota; Metazoa; Arthropoda; Insecta; Hymenoptera; Formicidae
Gene: Hlc
Product: probable ATP-dependent RNA helicase DDX56
Exons: 9
Coding region: 782-2479 (565 amino acids)
Cellular component (GO): nucleolus
Molecular function (GO): nucleic acid binding; ATP binding; RNA helicase activity
Source: RefSeq, a predicted model, not a curated record
AAAAUGUCAACAAAUUACUUGUAGCAACUAUAUGUGACAUUUAUUGGCAUAUAUAUAUAUGUACAUAAACAUUCCACUUGACGAACAAUGUACAUACAUAGCAAAUGACACAUUCCGAUCGGUUAUUCAGUCAUGUACAACAUGUAUGUACAUUAUAUACUGGUACGCCUAGGGAAUCAAGGUUAGCAGUCUAGUAUAUUAUAGAAGUCUGUGAUUUUGGCUUCUUACCUUUAAAAACUAUUAUACUAGUAAAUCUAGUAACAAUUUUAGUAUUAUCGGAUUAAAAAAACUAUUGUUAUAAAAAUAAAUCGAAUUUGUAAACAUCGGAAAAAUUAUCGAUGUUGUAAUAAAAAAAGAAUCGAACAUCGAUUAAUCGAUAGUACAUCGCCCAUCCCUAGUUACACGUGCCGACGUGCCGUAUAUCUGCAGAAGAUCUGGCACAUUAAGCUCUCAAAAAAAAAAAACAAGUCAUAAAGUUUGAUUUAAAUAUCAACGUUUACCAAUAAGAUGGCAUUGAUUGAAGAAAUUGAGUCAAAAUCGAAAUAUUUUCAAGAAUUAGAAUUGGACGACAGGAUUCUAAAGAAUUUGAUGCAAACUUAAUUGAUACACUUCGAUUCUGCUUGAGAGAAGAGUCAAAGUGUGUUUUUGAUCAAAGGACAUAUCCAGUUCCAGUAUUGCGAUAGAAUUUUUGGAAAUUCUUCAAAGAGCUGUUCUACGUAAAAAAAUUUACUCAACAUGUAAGAGUGAAAGUAAUAUACAAAUUGCCAGAAGGGUAACAAUAAUGUCGCCAUUUACUAUAAUGGGAAUAUGGGGAAUUGUAGAAAACAAAAAUCAAAAUGAAGAUAAAACCCAAAUUGCAAUGAAGGAACUUCUUGCUAAAGCAGAUAGGUGUUAUAACACCUUAUUUUACAACGCUAUCACAAAACUGGGUUGGAUGGAACCUACAUUAAUACAAGAAAAAGCGAUACCUUUAUUGCUGGAAGGAAAGGAUCUUUUAAUCAAAGCUCGUACAGGUUCAGGCAAAACUGCUGCCUUUACAAUACCGCUUAUUCAGAAAAUAUUAUUAAAUAAACGGAUACAAAAAAAGCAAGAGAUUAAAAGUUUGAUUAUUGCAUCUAGUAAGGAGCUGUGCAAGCAAAUUCAUGAUGUCAUCUUGAGCUUGACGAUAAAAUGUUGUAGAGAAGUCAGAGCAAUUGAUCUUAGUUUAAAAACUGACUUAAAUGCACAGAAACUUUUACUUAGCGAAAUGCCAGAUAUUGUUGUAGUUACUCCAAAUCGAUUAUUACAGCAUUUAAAAGCGAAAAAUUUAGUCUUGAAACGUAGCCUUGAUACGUUAAUAAUUGAUGAAGCUGAUUUGUUAUUUUCAUUUGGUUACGAAAAAGACUUGAAAGCUAUAUUGACUUAUCUACCAAUGGCCUAUCAAGCAAUUUUGGCAUCUGCCACAUUAUCUGAAGAUGUUCAAACUUUGAAGAAAUUAAUUCUACACAAUCCUGCAAUUUUAAAGUUGGAGGAACCACCAUUAGCGCCUCCCACACAAUUAACUCAUUACACUUUAGCUGCAGAGGAAAAUGAUAAAGCUGCUAUUUUGUACGCCUUAUUGAAGUUACAUUUAAUUAGGGGAAAGUCUAUAAUUUUUGUACAUACUGUAGACAGAUGCUACAAGUUGAAAUUGUUCUUAGAGCAGUUUGGUAUUCCAACUUGUGUUUUAAAUUCUGAACUACCAGUAACCUCGAGAUGUAGAGCGAUCUGCCAGUUCAACAGUGGAAUUUAUGACAUUAUAAUAGCAUCGGAUGAAAAAGUGUUAGAAGAGCCGCAUGUGGUAAAAAUGAAAAAAAGCAAACGCAAGCAAGACAAAGAAUCGGGUGUAGCGCGUGGCAUCGAUUUCCAAUUCGUAUCCAACGUAAUCAACUUUGAUUUUCCAUUAAAUUUAAACUCUUACGUACACAGAGUGGGGCGCACUGCUCGCGGAAAGAACCAGGGAACAGCUCUUAGUUUUGUAGCUAUCAGGGAAAGACCAUUGAUGGAAGAAGUGGAACAAAAAUUGACACAUACUUAUAAUUGUGAAAAUCUGUUUAAAACUUACCAAUUUAAAUUGGAGGAAGUGGAAGGAUUUCGAUAUCGUGCAAAAGAUGCUUGGAAGGCCGUUACAAGAAUUGCUGUUCGAGAAGCGCGAUUAAAAGAAAUUAAACAGGAAGUUAUAAAUUGCGAAAAGCUGAAAAGUUAUUUUGAAGAUAAUCCACGGGAUUUAAAAUCAUUACGUCAAGAUAAGACGUUGCAUACUGUGAAACUGCAAUCACAUCUGAAAGAUGUGCCUGAAUAUAUAGUACCACCCACUUUGAAAAAAAUCAUGGGAAUCGAAAAAAGAAAAAGAAAAUUUGACAGGGACGCUGUAUCGUCAGGAGCAACGACUGUUAAAUCAAGACAUCUAGCUCGGGCUUUAAAUCCGUUGAUAAGUUUACAGAUAAAUAAAUCUUCAUAAAUUAAUUUAUUGCAUAAGUAUAUCAAGAUUAUGAUGUAUGAUUAAUUAUAUAUUUACAAGUAUACAGAAAUUAUGUUAAAAGAUUUGUCUUUAAAACCAUUAAAAUUUUUAAAAUAGAUUUAAAAGAGACUGCAAUUUGUUAUUAAUGAAUGGAAAGAAAUAGAAAAGUCGUGUUUAUUGUACUAUAAAAAAUACAGUACGGCUCAAAAGUUUGGUAUUUCCCUAACUUCCUAAUAUCAGAACGAGAGGAAAGUUUUAAUAUCUCUGUAAGAAAUGGUCGUAGAAAAUUAAAAAAAAGUAUUCGAAAGUACACAGAAAUAACUUUACAACUUGUGGUUGAGUUUUUUUUUAAAUUUUUAUUAUGGUUAAAAAUAAAUUUAAAAAUAUACUUUUUCAAGUUUUUUGAAAAUAUGUUGUGUUAAGUCAGUUUUUAAAAUAAUGACACUAAAAAUUUUUUGGCAUUUUAUCUGAAAGUAUUCGAAAUAAAUUUUUAUUCACUUACUGCAAAUUUUUUUAACGAUUUUUUUCGCGAUGCUGUAAGGUUUCAAAAUUGGUGACAAUAUGUGUAAAAUUCGUAUAAAAGUAGGAAAUUUCUAAGGUGAGAUAGUGUGUACUAUUUGUUUAUUUACAUGAGAUUCCUGUAUGAACACUGCUUCGCUCGAGGUAGUAUGUUAUUGCUAGAAUAUUUUCAAUUUUGAAUAAGUAAUGUUCUUAAACUUUUGAGCAGCAUUGUAUAUUUUUUUUAUUUGACAUUUUAAAGUUUUAUAUUAACCCUUGUGUUUCUAACUGGGUACAAAUGUGGCCACUUAACUAGUUUUUUUUUGAAAAUUUUUUGUUUCUGCAAAAAAUUUUUUAAUCGCGUCCGAAUCGUUACAAUUUGAUCAUUUUACUAUCGAAAUAUGCUAUAACUUUAAUUUUUUAAAAGCUGGAAUUAAAAAAUAUAUUGCAUUAAAGUUCACAUACGCCUGGGCCACAACCGGAGUACACGUGUAUCCAUUAGUAGAAAUAUAUUAUUUACGUGCGGUUAUCAAGUCAAUUAAUGAAAAGGCUUGUGAAAUAAAUAAAAAUAAAAAUUUUUAUAAACAGCAAA